This is a messenger RNA of Gracilinanus agilis (Agile Gracile Mouse Opossum), 1245 nucleotides long. Its product is annotated as cholesterol side-chain cleavage enzyme, mitochondrial. Gene Ontology annotation, molecular function: oxidoreductase activity, acting on paired donors, with incorporation or reduction of molecular oxygen; monooxygenase activity; heme binding. NCBI's taxonomy places the organism in Eukaryota, Metazoa, Chordata, Mammalia, Didelphimorphia, Didelphidae. The record is from RefSeq and is a predicted model, not a curated record. The transcript is spliced from 7 exons. Gene Ontology annotation, cellular component: mitochondrial inner membrane. Gene Ontology annotation, biological process: glucocorticoid biosynthetic process; cellular response to peptide hormone stimulus; cholesterol metabolic process. Bases 1 to 1245 code for a protein of 414 amino acids.
AUGAUGUUAGCCAGGGGAGUCUCACACCAGUCAGCUUUAACCAAGAGCCUUCAUUGCCUCUUUGGCUCCCCAAGGGAAGAUGUUUGGAAGUCUAAUAUCCGGAGAGUGCAGCUGCAGGCCAGAGGAGGUGACCUGCAUGGCUUCCCUGUCCGGGCUCGGAGACCCCGGCCCUUCAGUGAAGUGCCCACAAGUGGGUCCAAUGGUUGGAUGAACUUGAUCCGUUUCUGGAUGGAAAAAGAGAUGCAUAACAUCCAUUUCCGAAAUGUACGGAACUUCCAACAAUUAGGCCCAAUAUACCGGGAGAAACUGGGCAAUUUGGAUUCUGUUUUUAUCAUCAACCCUGAGGAUGCUGCUCGCCUCUUUAAGGCAGAAGGAUCCUACCCAGAAAGAUAUAAUAUCCCACCAUGGACGGCUUAUCACUUCUACAUGAAGAAACCUCUUGGAAUCCUGCUCAAGAGCUCUGAAAGUUGGAAGAAAGACCGGAAUUCCCUGAACCAUUUAUUGUUGACUUCAGAUUCUAUAAAUGAUUUUGAGCCGCUGAUCUCUCCAGUCACAAAGGAUUUUCUAAAGAUCAUUUACAGAGGGAUUGAGAAGAGCGGGGAAGGAAAGUUCACUGUGAACCUCACUCAGGAACUGUUUGGAUUUGCUUUUGAGACUAUCUGCAACAUUAUCUUUGGGGAGCGGCAGGGAGUCCUCGAUGAAUUGGUGGAUACUGAGGCCAAGAAGUUCAUUGAUGCUGUGUCUACAAUGUUCAAUACUAGCGUCCCAAUGCUGAAUAUCCCUCCAGAACUAUUCCGCAUGGUCAAGGCCAAGGCCUGGAGGGACCACGUGGCCUCGUGGGAUACAAUUUUUAAUCGAGCUGAAAGUUAUGUACAGAGUUUCUUCCAAGAAAAGAAGAGAAAAGAACUUGAGAAUUAUCCAGGUCUUCUGCCUUGUCUUUUACGCAAGAAUAUCAUGGAUUUUGAGUCUAUCAAAGGCAAUGUUACAGAACUGAUGGCAGGAGGGGUGGACACGACUUCAAUGACCUUACAGUGGUGUAUGUAUGAAAUGGCUCGGAACCUAAAGAUACAAGACAUGCUUCGGGCUGAAGUCCAGGCUGCCCGACGAGAUACCCAGGGAGAUGUAAAGAAGAUGUACAAAGCUGUUCCGCUUCUCAGAGCUGCCAUCAAAGAAACCCUGAGAGUUACCACCCUUUCUCCUUGUUCCCUGUACAUGCCUUCUUGCCUCGUGACAUUGAAGUUUUAA